AUGGCGGAAAGAUCUCCUUUGAUCAGUACAGAGGCCGGAUUUGAGAUUGCCGGUCAAGAGCAGGAUUCACCCAAUGAGCGUCCCGUAUUCGCUACCAUCGGACUGCGUAACCAAGGCUGGGCGAUUACAAACAAGUCGACCAAGUUUGCAGACUUUGCUGCUUUCGCUGAUGUUGAUGCAAAUGUGCUUGGAGCGGUCAAUGAACAGCUGAAAAAGAAAACAGGCAAGGCGGCCGACGGUUACGGAGACUAUCGACAAGUCUUGGAUCGCGACGAUAUCGACGCGGUCAUGAUUGCGACACCAGAUCACUGGCACACAAAGAUCUCUGUCGAAGCGAUGCUGGCUGGAAAGGAUGUUUACUGUGAAAAGCCGCUGACGUUGACGAUCGCUGAGGGCAAGCUAAUUGAAAAGGUUGUUAAGCAGACGGGCCGCGUCUUCCAAGUUGGCACGAUGCAGCGAACCGAGAGCGGCCGACGUUUCUUGAAGGCUAUCGCACUGAUCCGUGCGGGUCGGAUCGGAGAGAUCCGGAAGGUCACUUGUGGAAUCGGUGGUGCCACGGGUUCACCGGUGAUUCCGGCCAUCGACGUUCCCGAGGGACUUGAAUGGGACAUGUGGCUUGGCCCAGCGUCCAAGACGCCUUAUCGAGCUCUACCAGAGAUGCGCACAGGGUAUGGUGGCGGUGUUCCACUCUACACCAAUUGUCACUAUGCAUGGCGCAACUGGUACGAAUACUCCGGCGGGCAAAUGAAUGACUGGGGCGCUCAUCACGUCGAUAUCGCCACGUGGGCUUUAGGAGCCGAGGAUACCGGGCCAAACACAGUCACGCCUGUGAGCUAUUCGCUUCCGGUCGAUUACAAAGAUGGCUAUCCAACCGUUGACGAUCGGUACAAUACGCCGACAAAGUUCGAGAUCCACGCGAACAUGCCUGGUGAUAUUCCGCUCAUCAUCACCAGCGAAGGUGACAACGGCAUCUUGUUCGAGGGUACCGAGGGGCGUUUCUUCGUGAAUCGCGGGCGGUUAACCGGCGAACCGGUUGAAGAUCUGGAAAACAAUCCCUUACCCGAGGGUGCGUUAGAGGAGGUCUAUGGUGGGCCGGUGAGUGAGAAUCACACGGCCAACCUGAUCGCUGCGAUGCAAUCGCGAGAGCAACCGAUCUCCGAUGUUUGGUCGCAUAACCGCAUGCUCGAGACAUGCCACUUGGCGAAUAUUGCCAUCCGACUAGGACGUGAGCUGAACUGGGAUCCGGCUAAAAGAGUAAUCGUAGGCGAUGACGAAGCCAACGCGUUCCUCUCACGCGAAAGCCGCAAAGGCUUCGAGAUCGAAAUGUAG
Cladocopium goreaui is the source of this 1329-nucleotide messenger RNA. The record is from the annotation of a GenBank genome assembly. Lineage: Eukaryota; Dinophyceae; Suessiales; Symbiodiniaceae.